AUUAAAACACCCGCCAGCAAAACAUCACAUCAUCUCUUUCUCUUUUGAUCAUCACUAGAAAAUGGCUCCCAUUGGUAAAAUCUACUCUUACCCCAACAACCCCAGAGUUGCUAAGGCCUUGAUUGCUGCCCGUUACAAUGGCCUCGAGGUUGAAGUCCCUGCUGACUUCACCAUGGAGACUUUCAAGUCCCCCGAGAACCUCAAGAAGUUCCCAUUGGGCAAGGUCCCCGUUUUCGAGGGUGCUGAUGGAUUCCAACUUUUCGAGUCCUCUGCUAUCGCUUACUACGUCGCCGCCUACAAGGAGAACACUGAUCUCCUUGGUGCCACCGCCGCUGAGCGUGCCCUUGUCCAGCAAUGGAUCCUCUUUGCUGACAAUGAAGUUAACAACAACUUCUCUGCCUGGUUUGGUCCUCUUAUGGGUUACCAACCCUACCUCAAGCCCAGCGUUGAUGCUGCUAUUGAGAAGGUCACCUUCGCUGAUAUCUGCGUUGCCACCUCUUUGGUCGGCCCCUACAAGAUGGUCUUCGAUAAGGAGUUCCGUGCCCAAUACAAGAACGUUAACCGUUACUUCAACACCUUGAUCAACCAGCCCCAUUUCAAGGCUGUCGUCGGUGAUAUCCCUCUUUGCGAAACUGCUUUGAAGUACACUCCUCCUAAGAAGGAGAAGAAGCCUGCUGCUGAGCAACCCAAGAAGGAGAAGAAGGCCGAGCCCAAGAAGGAGAAGAAGCCUGAGGCCGCUGAAGAAGCUGAUGAGCCCAAGCCCGAGCCCAAGCCCAAGAGCGCUCUUGACCUUUUGCCUCCCUCUCCUUUCGUCAUGGAUGCCUGGAAGCGUAUGUACUCCAACAACGAUACCGAUGUUGCCAUGAAGUGGUUCUGGGAGAACCACGAUCCCCAGGGUUUCUCUCUCUGGAAGGUCGACUACAAGUACAACGAUGAGCUUACCCAAACCUUCAUGUCUAACAACUUGAUCGGUGGUUUCUACGCUCGUCUUGAACGUGCUCACAAGUACGCUUUCGGUUCCAUGAUUGUCCGUGGUACCAACAACAACAACACCAUCUCCGGUUACUGGUUGAUCCGCGGCCAAGAGGUUCCUUUCGAAAUCUAUGAUGCUGCUGAUUACGAGUCCUACAACUUCACCAAGGUUGAGCCCGCUCAAUACGAAGAGAAGAAGAAGGAGAUCGAAGACUACAUGUCCUGGAACUUCGAGGAUCUUGCCGAUGGUAAGAUCUUCAAAUAAAUUACAUUAGCUCCACCCCCUUCAAAAUUGGAUAUAAUUCAAUGCAAUAAAUACAUUCCGAUAUUGGCAAUGGCAUAGGUAUUCGCCUUGUUGAUGAUAUUAUAUGUACCUCAAAGUCAUCGAAAGUUCUGCUGUUGCUGCAUUGUGUAAAGUUAUUGUAUUAUUGUGUUCGAAGUUUAUGCCCGUG
This is a messenger RNA of Umbelopsis ramanniana AG, 1424 nucleotides long. RefSeq lists its product as uncharacterized. The transcript is spliced from 3 exons. Bases 62 to 1237 code for a protein of 391 amino acids. NCBI's taxonomy places the organism in Eukaryota, Fungi, Mucoromycota, Umbelopsidomycetes, Umbelopsidales, Umbelopsidaceae. Gene Ontology annotation, cellular component: cytoplasm; nucleus. Gene Ontology annotation, molecular function: translation elongation factor activity. The record is from RefSeq and is a predicted model, not a curated record. Gene Ontology annotation, biological process: translational elongation.